Messenger RNA from Rubroshorea leprosula, 1355 nucleotides. The record is from the annotation of a GenBank genome assembly. NCBI's taxonomy places the organism in Eukaryota, Viridiplantae, Streptophyta, Magnoliopsida, Malvales, Dipterocarpaceae.
ACUUUUUUCCACGGUCAACUUCCUUCAUAAUUUGAAACUUGCAAAAAAUCUCAAAUUACUAACAAAAUCAGGAUGCAAAUAGGGAGUUUAGCUGUUAAUUUUUGGGUUUUUAACAGGUUUUAAAUUACGGAAAGUGUUGACUACGAGUGAAAAUCUUGAGGGUGUUGGCUGCAGGGAAAAAAUAAUAUAUAGGGUGCAAAUAGAGUGUUUGGCUUUUUUAUAUUCGGUUCCUGAAACAAGUUGCCUUUAUAUGAGUGGACAUUAUUUAGUUAAACUAGAAUUUUAUUGUCAUCUGAUUCAAUCUAUGGAGGAAAAGAUAGCAGAGUCAAACUGUUACAAGAUCAAGAGUUAACUGGAAGGUGGGAUUUGCCUUGAUUUUUUGAGCAUACAUUGAACACCUUGUUCGUGUGUUGUAUAACCUUAAAGUGAUAUAGCCAAUGAAAAAAACCUUUUGAGUGAUGAAGCUAGAAGCAUUUUUUUUCUUCUGAUUCAGUGUUUUUCUAGGUCAGAUUGACUCUCCUGGUUAUGAUGGUCUGACCUCAUGACAUUGAGUGAACGCAGUUGAAAGACAAAGGUGCACGGUGUCAAUUUGGAAACAAAUUUUGUAUUGGAAAAAUGGAGAUUAAGGUGUGUGCUUAUCUCUCUGUGUGCACUGUUUUUAGAUCAUCAAAUCAGAAUCUCAUUAAGUUGAAUCCCUUGAGAAAGUUGGGCUGCUCAAGAUCUAGAACUCAAGUAGUGGUUCUUUCAUAAUUUAUUACAGUCGGAUUUAACUCGCGUUUCGAACAUUGUUCGGAUCACCCUAACAUUCGGCCAACCCCAGCAGUGCUGCUAAAAGAGCGGACAUGAAAUCGGCUUUGGAAUUUCUUCACUACGAAGGAGCGGUGCAAAGUUAUGCUAAUUUUCGUGACUGCUGAAACUUCUGAGGAACUUCAAUAAUGGAGGCUCUAACAUGUCUUUUUCGUUUCCAGCUUUAAUAACGGAGUCUCUGACAUGAAGUUAUAGAAACUUUCUUCAGCAUGUUUUCCAAGACUUCUGUUUUCUUAUUAUUAUAUACGAGGUGUUUACACGAUUUUAUGUAGUUUUUAUUUUUUUUAUUUUUUUAUUUUUUUGCAAAAACUAGUGUUAAGCGCUUAGAAUUUUUCCCAUAUCUUCACAUAAGUCUUCAAAAAAAAAAAAAAGUGACAUGUCAUCCCCCCUAAACAUUUGGAUUCGAGCAAAGUGGCUCUUAUACUUGGGCAAAUUACAUGUAAUCGCAUAAAUUAAAUUAUUUUUAUUUUAUAUAGUAAUUUAUUUAUAUUUAGGUAUUUUUUUUGUACAUCUGAUGAUGAGAUAUAGAAGAAAGGAUAGUCCUUUCA